CUCGCGGUGCACUCAUUGAACGGCAUUGAAUACGCGCGAGUGUCGCAUGCUGUGUAUACUUAUAGUGAUAGUGAACCAACCGAUAGCAUUUUCGAUUUUCUAAAUCCGCUCUUGUGCUUUCCGCGAGUAGCUCGUUUGUUCGUUGUCCCGCACGCAGGGCAUUUUAUCAAAAAAAUUUUACAGUUGGCGUUUGAUAACUGCAACAUGUUUACGUUUCACUCAUCGAAUGAAAUUCGAUAUCAACUAUAAUAACUGACACACGUCAAAGAACUCUCAAUUGCUGCAGAAUGCAGCCAAUGUGCAUCGGAGAUUAAAUAUCGUAUUGCAACAAAAGUGAACGCUGUCGACAUUUUUUAUUUUGACGAAUAGUGGUGCGAUAACUGCAAAAUUGUUGCAUUUGGCGAAUUCAGUUAAUUACCUGUAACUGCAUCGAGAUUAUACAACAAAAAAAACGCGUUUGUACCUUGAAGGUAAAUAGAGGAAACAUGAAAGAGACAUUGGCAGUUAUUGCCAUGGCGGCCAUCAGUAUUGCACUUUUUGCGGCAAAUUUUGCAUCGGCUGAUCCUGGCGACCAAACUGACGACAGUGGCAUCAACCCAAACUGGGUGACACCGGGCCAUUAUCACCAUGACAACUCCACGCAAGAAGCUUCUUGUCCUCCCCCGGUAGUAGAGGCAUGCAAAUGUCCCAUCCUGCCGGAUUGUCCUGUGUUUGAUCUGGUUGAAAGCGGUCCCUCGACACAGGAAGAUCUGCAGAGAACUUCCAUGUAUUACCGGAAGUUUGUUAGGAGAAUUUUCGAUAAACGACGGCUACAACCCGACUUGUCCGAUGAGUCAUUUAUGAUUAGGAGUAUCCAGUUCAGAUUAUCCAAGCAACAAGUGGAAAAGUUGAAGGAAGCUCGUACGGCAAGCGAAACAGACAAUGUCGUGUCUGAAAUAGUGGAGCAAUCGGGAGAAAAUGUUUACUACGCCAUGGCUGAGGGUUCAUGCGACAGUUUAUACUCCUUUAUCGUUGCAACUAAGCUGAAUACCAUCCUUCUAUGCGUCUUGGUUGCGAUCCUUAUGAUCGUGGCGAUAUCGAAAAUUUGCAACAUUUGGUGGUUUUAUGUGGCAUUAUUGAGCAUUCUGAUCAUAGCAUACAGCAUGACAUACCGAGACUGCAACAAUCGGCUGGAAGUAGAAUCGCUAGUCACAGCAUUCAAGUAUGAUCAAAAAAACCCUUGCUUAGGUUUGUCCUCUUUGUUCAGCUCCAUCACCAACAAGAUCUCCGACCGCGAAAAUAACUGUAAGAAUUACCUUCAGCAUUUACACGGAUUAGAACGCAAUAUUUGUGAUCCUUUGGAGGUUACCGUCGAAAUGUUCGGCCGAAUACCAACAAAGUACUUCGGGAACAUCGUGGAUGAGAUAAUUUCCAUAAUCAAUUCUGCGCACCAGAAGUUUGGUUGGCUGGGACCUCUACGUAUCACGGUUGUCAUUCCGGUUUUCAUCCUGGGGCUCGUUAUGAUCUGUUCUAAGUUCUCACUGAUAGCCAUUUUUAUAAAUUGGAUCCGCAAUAGACUGAUCACGCCAGCCAUUGCUACAGCGACCGAUCAACCAGUAGGGUUGACGAAAUAAAUGACGAAGCAUAACCGGAAGCUUUGAUCGCACCAAAUGGAAAACAGCGACGACAGUUCCAGCUGUUGGUAGCUUCAGCGUAACGGUCACGGAUUUGUACUACGGAUCUACCGGACCGAUCAACGUCUUGGAAUUCGUGACACGAAAAAAGAUAACUCAGAUUGCGUUUUGUCAACAACUUUAAUCUAUGGACAUUUAGUACGGACUGGAUAAACAAACAUCUAUAGUCAUAACACAGAGAACAGACAUCCAAGUCCAGUUCCGAAACUGUGUAAGAAAUUUAACGGCCAUUUGAAAUCGGCAACACAAGUGGCAAUAGCGUGGCGCUGCAAUCGGUUAAUUUCCCAUACUAAUUUAAUUCACCACUUGAAAUGUUUCAAUUCACCACUGACUGUGGCAAUAUGGUGUUUGGUGGCGUUAGUGUUGUCAUCGUGUAUUGGUUUGCAACCUUACUCAAGUAAAGAUUCAAAUCCCUACACAACUUUCCGAAUGAAAUUUGCUCUAGCCUGGAUGUCUGUUCUCUGUGGUCAUAAUCAUAUCAACAGUUUUGCUUCGUUAGUUGUUUCUCUCACAAACACAUACACAUAUGAACAAUCACAAUCAUCUGUCAUCAUCGGAAUCAUCAUCGACCACGGCGGUGACCCUUCGCUGAUCUCACCAGGGGGCUGUCACUACUCUUUUCCGACACCAGCGAGUUUGAAAAUGUUAUUUCAAUUCAGGGCCAGUUUUCGGAACAAAUCCGGCAAGCAAAAUCAGCGGAUGAAGUUGUAACCAUUUGUUACUAAUUUUUAUUUUCUAGUGUUCUUGUCUUGUGAACAAUUAGGUACGUCUCUAGUAUUAGGUGGUGUUGGAUUUGUUUAGGGUUAGUAUGUUAAAAGAGGGUCAAUAUUUGUAAGGCAAUUCAACUUUUAAAUUUGUAUGAUUCUAAUUGGUAGCCUAUUUUGUCCGAGAGCCCAUAUUGAAAAAACUGUUCAAAACUAGGAUGUAAUGUUGCAUUUUGCGCAUUUAAUUGACCACUGGACCAUAGACUAAUUUCAAGACCUCGAUGUACCAAAGAAAACGAUCAAAUUUUCGGGGACCAGUCCGGUACCCAAUAAAUAUUCAUAACCGUGUAUUUUUUUCCGUGUAAAUUGCCUUUUGUGUAAAUUUUAUUUAGCGUGUUACACUGAUCUGACAGCUCUGACAGUAAGGGACUAAACAUAAAUUACGUAAAGUGAGUACCGAGGAUUGUUCACAAUCUGCGAACUUGACUGCGGAAAAAAUUGCGACCAUGACGCCGCUGACUGGACUAUUGCAGACAUAUGCAACCUCAGCGUGCUCAGCGCUAAACAAACAAGUUCAACCUAAUGACUAGAUGUACAGUAGACGUUCGAUAACUGCAACAUGUUUACGUUUCACUUAUCGAAUGAAAUUCGAUAACUGCAACAACUGACAGACGUCAAAGAACUGUCAGUUGCUGCAGAAUGCAACCAAUAUGCAUUCGGAAAACAUCGCACUGCAACAAAACUGCACGGGGAAAACAUCGCAUGGCUGUUGACAUUUCAUUUUGACGGAUAGCGGUGCGAUAACUGCAAAAUUGUUGCACUUAGCGGACUUGCACUUAAAAAGCAUUGCAGUUAAACCGUUUGCACCGAGCGAACGUUUACUGUAUAGUACGGUUAGCUAAUCUCUCCCAAACCAAAUCCUCCUAGGACCUUUUUAUGUGUCGCUAUUUUUUUCAUCUUCACUGACAGGAAACCAUUCACAAUCGCUUGUUGAAUUUAAUUGCUCAUAUUUAUAAAAUACAUGUAAAAUUCCUUUUAAAUAACACUUCAAUCACUCUCCUCGUUCAUUGAUUUUACGGCCAAUUUUAAAAUUAAAUAGUCGGCCAACCGCCCAUCCAUGGCGCUCGCAUCGGUUUUGUUCGAGUGUGACGUUUACUCGCAAUCGCCAUCUUCAAUAAACGUUCGAUCGAUGCAAACGCUUUAACUUCAAGUCUUGCUGCAAGUCCGCUAAGUUACAGAGAACAGACAUUCAAGUCCAGUUCCAAAACUAUGUGUAAAGUAUUUAACAGUCAUUUCAAAUGACAACACGAGUGGUAACAUCGUGAUGGCGCUGAUAUCGCGAAGUUCACACGCUGAUGUCAGUGGUUGGUGAAUAUAAAACUUAUCUAGGUACAGUAGCCGUUCGAAAAAUGCUACAUGUUUACGUUUCACUUACCGAAUGAAACUCAUAACGUCUCAUAACUGUCAGUUGCUGCUGAAUGCAACCAAUAUGCAUUCGAAAAACAUCGCAUUGCAACAAAAGUACAUGCGAAACACAUUGCAUCGCUGUUGACAUUUCAUUUUGACGGAUAGCGGUGCGAUAACUGCAAAAUUGUUGCACUUAGCGCACUUGCAGUUAAAAAGCCUUGUGGAAAAGCGUUUGCACCGAGCGAACGUCUACUAAGCUACUCGGUACAAACGCUUUAACCACAAUGCUUUUAAACUGUAAUUGCGCUAAGUGCAACAAUUUUCCAGUUCUCGCACCGCUAUCCGUCGAAAGGAAGGGUCAACAGUGAUGCGAUGUUUACCGCAUGCACUUUUGUUGCAAAGGAAUGUUUUCCGAAUGCACAUUGGUUGCAUUCAGCAGUAUAACUGAUAGUUCUUUGCCGUCUGUCAGUUGAUGCAGUUACCGAAUUUUAUUCGAUAAGUGAUGAUGCAGUUAUCGAACGUCUUCUGUAGUUCUUUGCCGUCUGUCAGUUGUUGCAGUUAUCGAAUUUCAUUCGACAAGUGAAACGUAAACAUGUUACAGUUAUCGAGCGUCUACUGUAUUUGAAAUCUUUUUUGCCGCAAUGAGAAUUUCUCAUUGUUUUUGUUGAGUGGCAAUGAGCACACCUUCAUCUGAACUACAUUGGCUCACCCCUCGGCAUCAUACCUCUAUGCGCGCAAACCAGGGGACUGUUAUGGUCUUCUUGUUUUCUUACCCAGCAUUAAAACUAUGCUGCUGUGUUAAAAGAUAGGGUGUCAGCUUGAGCCCUACGCUUGAGCCGCUGUUAUGCUGGCUACGAAAACAUUGCAUUGGUGGGAUAGGGAUGCCAAUUCCUUGGCGCAAACCUCUGAAUGAGCCUGACAACAGAAAGCGCGGAACGACGACCAACCUCAUCCCAAUCGAACGAACGGUCGUCGCGUUAACAAUUUUCCUUGUAACCGUUAUUGAAUAAAAGUUUCCCGCUCGAAAGUAGUUUUCCCCGCGUGUGAAUUAUCCUCCUCCGAAAGUCCUGACGCAGUUUAUCCACUGUUCGCCCAAUCCGCCGUCAGCUUUUAGCGGACCUGCAAUAGUAUACAGAGGUAUACAGCGCACCACACGCUAAGAAAAUGUUACUCUAAAAUGAGUAAGAUUCACACAAAACUGAGCUAAACUGGAACAGCUCAAAAAAUGAGUAAAUUGCAUUUCCAGCGAUAGCGCUGGCCCAAGUGUAAAAAUCCAACCAAUUUAGGCCGUAUAAUAUUCUUCACAUCAGCAAGAAUAUUAUACAACUUAAACUGAUGAGAUUUUCGCACUUGGGCCAGCGCUAUCGCUGGCAAUAAAAUUUACUCAAUUUUGAGUUGUCCCACUUUAGCUCCAAAAUGAGUGAAUUUUCUGACCGUGCACUUCCGAAGUUCGGUCCGACGUUUUGAUUUGGAGUAAAAUCAAUUUUCACUAGGUAGUCAAAAACUCCGACUUUCAACUCAAUUGAUAAGGGCCUGUCCAUAAACUACGUAGACUCUUAGGGAGGAUGGGGUGGUGGGUCUGGCCAAAGUUUACGCUCCAUCCAUUUCGAAAACUUUGUAUGAACAAACGUCUACGAGGGGGGCGGGUGGUUCUGAGAUAGCCAAAAAAUGAGUCAACGUAAUUUAUAGCAUUUAUUAUUGAUCAUAUAGACACUACAGUAGACGUUCGCUCGGUGCAAACGGUUUAACUGCAAUGCUUUUUAACUGCAAGUCCGCUAAAUGCAACAAUUUUGCAGUUAUCGCACCGCUAUCUGUCAAAAACAAAACGUCAACAGAGUUGCGAUGUUUUUCGGAUGCACUACAGCUGCAUUGCGAUGUUUUUGAGUGCACUUUGGCUGCGUCCAACAGCAUUAGACAACUGUUUGACGGCUGUCAGUCGUUGCAGUUAGCGAAUUUCAUUCGGUAACUGAAACGUAAACAUGUUGCACUUAUCGAACGUCUACUGUAUUGAAACGAAUCGUCAAUUUAUCAGUGCCGGGCCGACUCAGGGCACAAGAGACUCCGGCAAUCCCAGGGUCGGCUAGCUACCGGGUAAUCAAGGGCGGUUCGCGAUACAAAAACUAAACACUCGGAACUUUCACGUUACUUAUAUAAUUUAUUAAAGUUCCUAAUUUGUGGCGUGUGCGUGUUCCCGAAUAAAAAAUACAGUAGAAAAACCGAACGUUGUAUUGUAACAGUACUAUUUAGAACCAUAUUUUUACAAUAGACACCACUGUAAAAAUAAAAAUACAAAAACAAUAAGAUGUAAUGUAGACACCCAUACCGUGAAUUGUAAAUAAGAUUUUUACAAUAUACUAUACGGGUUGUUAAGUAUCGUAACAAUAUAAAAAAAUAUUUUUCUCCAUAUAUAUUUUUUUGCAAAACCAUACAUUUUAUUGUUAAUGAAUUGUUCAAAAUACUGAUACGUGGGUUAAAAUAUACCGUACAUUGUAUGGUACAUGAAUGGUUUCAAACAAUAAAACGUACCGUAAAUAAAUUGUUUUUAAUUGUAAUUUCACUACUGAUUAUACAUUUAAUCAAAUGGUUUUGGAAUGGUUCUCUUUUGUUAUGUUGUAUUGUUUUACAUUACAUAAACCAUAUAUUGUUAUAUUAUCUUGACAUUUUCCUCCUGUUAAUGGAAUCUUAUUAGAUUUAUUAGAAUGCGCUUUGGGAAUUCUCCAGAGCGUUUUGGAUAACCCUUCAUAUAUAGGAUCGCCCACGUCUAAGUCUGAGUAGUCUCUGAUUGCAUUAACAGUUGAAGCUUGGUCUCCCAUGCCCCACCAGCCAGAUAACCGGGUUUUGCAAACUAAGCAUUAUUUGUGGCAACACUUUGAGCGGCAUGAUGGAACUAUGCCGAGCGCGCUAAGUGUUAUUAGACCACUAAUGUAGUUGCAUGAAGUGGGUGACGAGAUACAUAAGUAUCAUUACAGCGUGCUUAACCGUUAUUGCAAUAUUGAGGCACCAGUUUGACUAAAGUUUGAAAUACAUAACAACUCAUGAGAUAACUGUCAAGUUUGAUUCAAAUAUAAGUUAAGUUAAAAAGCGAACCCACAGACGAACCUAUAUUAGAAGUCAUUUCAGUGAUCAGUCCAGUCCAUAUAUUAAAGAUGGCUCUACGUCAAAGAUAAAGUUUGUCAAUCGCAUUUGAUUCGAUUGUGGUCGAAGGCAAGUUCACAUGAGAGAAGAGGAGAAAACUCCCCUAAAUGCAAAUACAGAAAGAAUAGUGUUGAACUCAUCCACUGAUUUACGGUAAUCUGACCCGAGAUCUGACUUGCAUCUUUCCGGGUUGGCCUACAUUCGUAUUUCUCUCAUCGCACUCUACACACCUAGCCCGCCAUAUCUCUUGGACCCCUGCUUGGAUCUGCAGCGCCGCGCAACGGGAGCAUAACCACAUACUCUGAUAUGACCGUUACAAAGUUUUACACAAGGCAGAAAGCGAAAAUAGACGUCUGUUCUCUGUGGUUUCAACUUAUUCACUUUUUUCUCUUUCCUUUCCUUUGCAUCAAAAAAGUCACAAACAUCAACAAAACAAAGCACGGAAAAAAUCUUAAACUGAAUAAAUAAUUAAAAAUUCACGGAAAAAUUAUGUUUCGGAAAAGUGAAUGGUUCAAACGUAAGAAAAACAGUAUAAUAUAUUGAUACAUAAAAAUCCAAUGUAAAUGUAUAGUAUAGCGAACCAUUUCAUUACAAUACACUUUAUUGUAGCUGGUACAAUGUAUGGUGCAGGAAUGGUUUUCACCAUACACCCUAUGGUUAGUUUUUAUCCGGGUUGUUCUGUGUAUAAUUUUAGUGUAAAUUUGUUCAUGUGUGACCUAUUCUAAUGGUGGUACCGGUACAUACCGCUGCUUCUGGUUGAUGACGCGUACGGUGGCCGACAUAGCGACUCCUGUCCAGCUGUGCGGCCGGAAAUCUCGCCGGAUCGCAAGGCGAGCGAGGCCGGUACUCGGCCGACGGGACCAGCGGGCGUUGCUGGGGGGUUUAUAGGCGUCUUUCCUCGUGGGCGUAAUCGACCGACCGUGGCAUGGCCACCUUGGGAAGUCGAGAGUGGAAGGCUCCUUUUUUGUCCAUGUUGGGGACAUAAUGCCACUGCGACCAUUAAUUUGAUCUAUUGUGGCGUCAUCCUCUUCAUUUUUUUUUUUAUUGCCGUACUGAAAAGAACCGACACUAUCAGGAGUGACUAUCCUCACAGCAAAUGGCGUUUGUCCCAAUCAGGUACCGCAUUUCGCAUGAAACUUAGUACAUGUUUGGGAUGAGAAGCCCAAAUUUCCUGAGGCCCCAUUAGGCCCCUUUCCAGAAAUCUGCAGCGCUUGUGAUAAAGUGCAACACACUCGCACAAUAAAUGCUCAGACGUUUCAGUUUACAAAAUCGACAUUUAUCUUCUUGCAAUUUACCAAUCAAUUUCAGAUAGUAUUUGCAAGGGCAGUGGCCAGUUAUUAGUCCAGUGUAAGUACUUAGGUCAUUUUUGUCCAGGUCUAUUAGCCUUAGUGUGUUAAGGCUUUUUACGGCAUCAUCAGCAUCGGCAGCCAUGUUCAUUAUGUGGCUCGAAAUUUCAAAGUGAUAAAUCUCAGCCACGAAAGCGAAUAUUCGUAUGAAAAAGUAUUAUACCAUAUUCUCACUCGCAGUGAUUACGAUGAUACUUUUUCAGCUGCGUUACUGCAGAAUUAACAGUUUUUUAUCACUUCAAAAACGCGAGGCAAACAAUCAUUGAAAAGCAAAAAUUCAAUGAUUCGUUUGAAAGCUCAGUGAUGCAUCAUGACACCGUAAUGGCGUCUGGUGUGAUGAAUCGCUUAGAUUGACGAGAAUCAGUUAUGUUCAUCCAGUUACGCUUAAUUUAAAAUUCUUCCAAAAUCUUGAAUUUCAUUUUUAAGGCACUUGGAGCCAAUCCAAAAAAUGACUCCGGUCCUAUGAAUUGAGUGGAUGACCCUUGUUUUGCCAACUGAUCAGCCUUUUCAUUUCCUUCUAUACCGCGAUGCCCAGGAACCCAAUACAGAUUAACCUUAUUGCGACAGGACAAUUGCUGCAGUAGCUUCGAGCAUUCCAAGACUAGUUUCGAGGUAUACACUUUGGACUUCAAAGCAUUCAAUGCUGCUUUGCUAUCCGAACAUAUACAAAUAUUAGCAUUUCUAUAGCACCUUUUGAGACAUAUGUCGGCACAUUCCAAAAUAGCAUAGACUUCAGCCUGGAAGGCCACCUUCCCAGUGGCAAUGAAACGUUGACACCAGGGCCAAAAAUACCAGCCCCAACCAAAUUGUCUUGUUUUGAGCCGUCAGUGUAAAAAACAGUUGAACCAGAUCGAAAAUCUGGCUCCCCUGUUUCCCAAUCCUGACGAGUCACAUCAGCAACACAAAAUAGAUGACCAAAAAAGUUACGCUUUAUCAUGUAAUCUUCAUUGACCAAAUAUACUGGGUCGAUUUCGAAAGUCUUUAGUAUGCUCAUAUGCCCUCUAAGAUUAUAAUCAUUGAGAUUUAAGGACCUUCUCAUACUUAGACCACUUUUAGCAGCUGUUAUUUGAAUACAAUCAUGCAAUGGCAGAAGAUUUAGCAUUGCAUCCAAACCUUUUGAUGGGGUGCUAUGCAUUGCCCCAGUUAGUGAAGCUGUUGCAAGCCUUUGUAGCUUGUUUAAUUUUGUUUGAGUUGUUUGGUCUUUUCCCACCAAAUAAUAGAAGCAUGAGUAAUAAUGGGUUUCACAAUGGCCAUAUAAAUCCAAAGUAUCAUCUUCGGCUUCAAGCCCCAUUUCCUCCCAAAAGUUCUUUUACAGCCCCAGAAAGCAUUUCUAGCUUUUUGUAACUGUUUUUUCACAUGUUUAUGCCAGCAGAGUUUACUAUCUAGUACAACUCCUAAAAAUUUGACAUCUAGAGAUAAAGCUAAUUUGACAUCUCCUACCCGGAUAAAAAAUUACCAUUCAUUACAUAGUAAAUAUUAUUAACAUAUGACUGGUUUUAUUGUUCACAAUAAAACACAUAGUAGAUAUAUUGUUACUUUUUACAAUAGAAAUCAAGCCCAUAUAGUUCGUACAAUAAGUGAACAUUAGCUUUAUUAGUGACUAAUUGAUUCGAUUGUUUUUUAAUAGUUCUGAAGCUCGAUUUGAAUAGGUCGUAUGUGCUUUCAUCGAUAUAAAAUUCGAUCAGUUGAUUUUAGUAAUAGUAGAAAUAUGGAUAUUGCUUUUAAUGAUAAAACGGAAAGCCUGUUUUGUAAGGAAUCGGUUGUAUGUAUAGGAGGCAAUCAGUGGAGUACUAGAUUGAAAGUAGUGAGCUGGAUUUUUGUAUGGUGAGAUGAUCAAUUCUCCACUUCUGCAAUGAAAUGGAGCAAACAGCGUGGGUUAUAUGAUUUCUUGACUAAUUUGAUGCUAUUUGAGCAAAAGUUUGGGUAACUGUGAUGUUGUAUCAUUUAUUUCUUGCAACUUAAACAACACAGUUACCUAAACUUUUGCUCAAACAGCAUAAAAUUGGACAUGAAAUCAUAUAACCCACGCUGUUUGCACCAUUUCAUUGCAGAAAUGGAGAAUUGAUCAUCUCACCAUACAAAAAUCCAGCUCACUACUUUCCAUCUAGUACUUCACUGAUUGCCUCCUAUUGAUUUUGUUAAAUUUCAACAGUUUCCGCUAUAAGAAGCGAAUCCAACUGAUCGAAUAUUAUAUCGACAAAAGCACAUACGACCUAUUCAAAUCGAGUUCCAGAGUUCUAUAAUAAUUUAAAGUUACUAUCAGUAAAAAUUAAUUUAAGUUGUUUUUAUAUAGUUGCAAAAGUGCCUGCAAAGUUCUCAUGGACUUUUUAUUAAAAAAGAGUUUAUUUCUCAAAUACACUUAAAAACAAUUCGUAACAAAUAAAUAACAAUAAACAUUAUUGUUGCUUGGGUCAUGUUUGUAUAAUCAAAUACAAAAUCACUUGACAUAUUUUUUAUAGUUUUCGUUUUAAAUUUGAGUACAGUAGAUGUUUCGGUUAUCGAAUGUUAUUCGCUAAAACUUCAACGACUGACAGACGUCAAGCCGUGUUGGCAGAAGAAGCUCUCAAAGAAUAACUGAGGAAGUAGUUAUAGAAAACUAGCUGAAAAGCAGGUUUUAGCCAAGCGAGGACGUUACGACAAGAAAAAGAUGAACAAUGAUUUUUCUAAUGUUUUCCAAUAAAUUAAAGGAAUCUAGCAAAUAGUAAACUACCAUUGAUAACAAUACAAAUACAAUUUGUUUAAUGGGGUCAAUUGAACAGAUGUUAAAAUAAACAUGCAAUAAUAUUUGUUGUUAUGUAAACAGAUUUCGCCUUUGAAAAACCAAAGAAUUCAUAUUUCUCGGUAACAUUUUUCUUCAGCAUUUACAGAUACUAAUGGCCACAUGAAUUGUGAACGAUUUAUGGUAUGGGUCAUACGACCUGAGGUCUGACUUGUGAUAUUUGGCAGUUAUUUGAAAAGAUUGAUGAUAGAUCUUAUCAACAGCUGCCAAGCAACACAUACCAGACAGACAUCAGAGUGUUUGACUCUUAUCAUAAAAUGUGCAUAUCAUUCUGGCGGCCAUUAGUGCUCGUAAAUGCUGGAUAUAAAUGUCAGUGGGAAAUAUAAAUUCUAUGGAUUUUCAAAAGCGAAAACUGCUUACAAAUAACAACAAAUAUUAUUGUAUUUUUAUCGUAACAACGAUUUAUUUGACGCCAUUCAAUAAAUUUUAUUUGUAUUAUAAGAACAAUUAAAAAACAUUGAGAUAUAUUGUUUUCUUUUGAAAAUUGCCCUAAAAAUGUCUCAUAAAAACACAAUACAUUCUAUUGUUUUUCGCGAAAAAGUGUAUGAAAAUUUUCUCAAAAUUUUAUGGUUAAGAUACAUAACGACCACCAUUUUUUAUUGUAAAAGUGCCAUUUACCAUUCGCCGAAUGGUAUAGAACAAUAGGAGUGAUGGUGAGUGUGCUGUGCAAAUUACAAUAUGUUUAAUGGUGAAUAUUUUUCGAAAAAAUGGUGUUGUAACAAUAAAAUUGAUCGUAUUUUUAUGAUAUUUUUUAUCAGGGUAGCUUCAGUUCCGAUAUAGAGAUUUUUCGUCUCCUAGUGAAGGGUACAAUCACAGACAAACAGACGUAACACUUCGAACAUUUUUCGAUUCAAAUCAUAGUCACGGAAACAUAUUCGCCCAAUGCUAAAAGGACUAAGUUUGGCCGACCAUCAACUAGGUGGCGGUAGUGAGCAAACGUCAAACUCGAACAAAAACGAUGCGAGCGCCACGAGUGGGCAGUUGGCCAACUAUCAUAUUUUGAAAAAGACCGAUAAAUCAGUGUACGAUGGGAAUCAUCAGAGUGUUACGUCUGUUUGUCUGUGGUACAAUCGUUGUUUUUGAGGGAUUGAUAUUCAACCAAGAGGCUAGUCGCUUGGAACUUUGUGCCAAGAGGUGCCAAGCACACCGUCCUAUACGCUGUGUGGCACACCGAGGCACACUGAGGCACAAUUUUGACACUUGAGUUUGGGUGAAAAAACUAGGCAACCAUGUGCAUUUGACCUGCAAAAUGAAAACAAACAGUUGGUUGUCUUGGUAGUUACCAAGCAAAAUCUGAAAAAUCAAGCAGUGGCACUUCGGGGCACACUGAGGCACAAUUCAAUACCCGGUGGCACACUGAAAAUAAUUGGCGCAAGUGAAGAUGUGCUAAGCGACUCCCCCUUGUAUUCAACCCUUCAUUUUUGCACCAAACUAAAGUAAAUCUCAAUGCGUCUUGCAUUCGAUUGAAAACAGUAUUGUCAAAUUUCCCACGGACAAUGACAACAAUGUCAUCCGCAAAUCCAACAACUUCAAAACCUUGAUGCUGUAGUUUUGUUAGAAGGUCAUCAACAAUCAGGGACCAGAGGAGGGGAGAUAUUACUCCCCCUUGAGGACAGCCUUGUAUAGCUGUUACCUUCACAACUGAAUCUCCUAAAUGUGCUGAUAUUUCCCUCUUUGACAGCAUUUGCUCUAUCCAAUCGGUUAAACUUCUCGAAAAAUUACGUUUCCUCAUGGCUAUUUUCAUCGAUGCAAAGCUAGCGUUGUCAAACGCGCCUUCGACAUCUAGAAAGGUUGCCAAUAAUAAUUCCUUACUGUUAAAUGUUUUUUCUAUUUUAGUUACUAACGAGUGAAGAGCCGAUAUUGUUGAUUUGCCAGUUUGAUAGGCAAAUUGCGCUCUGUUUAAUGGUUUAUCUUGAAGUAUAUCUGAUUUAAUAUACUCAUCUAUAAGUUUAUCCAUCAACUUCAAAAAAAUAGACGUAAGACUUAUUGGCCUAAACGAUUUUGGCGACGUUUUAUCUUUUUUAUUUGUUUUAGGUAUGAAAACAACUCGGACUUGCCUCCAUUUUGUCGGAAUAUACCUUAAUAAGACACUGGAUUUAAAUAAAGUUAGUAGUAUUGGAAUUAUUGUUAACUUGCGCUUUUGGAGAUGCGCAGGAAAAAUUCCAUCCAUACCUGGACUUCUAAACGAUUCAAAAGAGUCUAAUCACAGACAAACAGACGUAACACUCUUCAAAACGGCUUGGCACUUGCAUUUAACGAUCAAUUCAAAUUUCAUUUGAUUUGCGCGAUCCUUCCCCCAGAGGUGCUAGUGUUCGAUCGCUUUGAGUUUGCCAGUGUAUACGUUGCUGAAUGAUGCAAACGAAAAUUACAGGCGAUUUGUGUAAUAGUGUGCGUGUUAGACAAACGUCAAACUGAAAUCUAUCAUGGCCGACAGUGUCUCGCGCGGUUCUAUCAACAGGUGGCAGUGUGCUCAUAAAAAAGACACCAGGCAAAAGUUUUUAAUGAAUAUCCUCUAAGAGUUACGUCUGUUUGUUUGUGGUCUAAUGCCCAUUCAAUCCUAGGGCAUGUGAAUAUAUAAUUAGCUAAUUCGGAAGCUUCAAAGUUGGACAUUUCCAUUCCAUUCAUUGAGUUCCCAAAACAAACGUCAUCUCAGUAACAAAUUUUGAAAACGACGCAUAAUCAAUGGUGUAGCAUUGAUUAUACGUCGUUUUCAAGAUUUGUUACUGAUCUCUAGUUUGAUCAGAGAGAGAAGGAAGAGAUCCUGGAAAAUGAGUUUUCAUCAUAAGUUCCAGAGUUUCUUGGGUAUUUUUUGUGUAGGAUCCGUCAUCCUUUUUUAAUGUUCCGAGACCAUUGGUAUGAUCUUUUGAGAGUACCUUUUGAAGUCUAGCAGUUUCAGGAACACUUUCAACGCUCUCUCACAUGUGUCUCCAAUUUUUCCGCUUUGAUUUUCUUAUUUCUUUAUUGUACAGUAGACGUUCGAUAAGUGCAACAUGUUUACGUUUCAGUUACCGAAUGAAAUUCGCUAACUGCAACGACUGACAGCCGUCAAACAGUUGUCAAAUGCUGUUGGACGCAGCCAGAGUGCACUCAAAAACAUCGCAAUGCAGCUGUAGUGCAUCCGAAAAACAUCGCAACUCUGUUGACAUUUUGUUUUUGACAGAUAGCGGUGCGAUAACUGCAAAAUUGUUGCACUUAGCGGACUUGCAGUUAAAAAGCAUUGCAGUUAAACCGUUUGCACCGAGCGAACGUCUACUGUAGUUAGUUAAAGCUUCUCUAUAGGGAGCCCAAUUCGAUGUAAGUUUAGCUCGAUUGAACUGUUUACGAGCAUUUUUCCUAAGUUUCCCCAGCCUAUCAUUCCACCAAGGAACGUCUCUGCUUGUGGAGCGCACUUUUGAUGGACAGCUUUCGUUGAAUGCUCUCGUAAGUACAGUUGUUAGGCAGUCAGCUGCCUUUUCAAGCUCAGAACAUGUAGUAAUUUUGUUGAAAGAUAAUUCAUUUUGACAUUCAAUCUUAGAAUAAUAAAGAUUCCAAUUAGUUUUUCGAGGAUCUCUAAAAGUUUCCUUUACAAUGUUUCCCGCAGCGAACUCGAAUAGAAUUUGCCUAUGAUCCGAUAAAUAUUUCAUCAGAUACUUUCCAAUUUGCUAUGUUACCCGAAAGUGUAGAACUACAAAGAGUUAAGUCCAACACUUCUUCCCUUACAGCAUUAAUAAAUGUAGGUGUAUUACCUUUGUUACAUAUGCCAAUGUCGUUUUGAGAUACAAAAUCAAAAAGUGACUCACCUCUACUGUUGAUUCCUGUACUACUCCAAAUAGUAUGGUGGGCGUUUGCGUCACAUCCGAUGAUGAACCCCUUAUUUUGACUUCUACAAUGGGAUACGAAUGCUGCAACUUCCGGAGGAGGUACUUCCUCAACGUCACCAGGAAAAUAGGCCGACGCAACAUAAAUUAUCGUUUUUCCUUUUGUGGUUGGCACCUCUAGCGAAAUUGCAACAAUAUCCCUUCCGAUGAAUUCAGUAAUGGGUGUGUAUUGAGCAUUACUGCUUAUUAGAAUGGCAGCUCUUGGAGUGAGCUGAGUGUCAUCAAAAACUAACUUACAUCCUGUUGUGUGUAAUCCUAAUAUUUUGUGGUUUCUUGUCCAUGGCUCUUGUAAAAGCGCCACGUCCAGUUUGCCCCUUGUAAACGUCUUACUUAAUACUGCUGAAGCUCCCUUUGCAUGAUGAAGGUUUUCUUAAAUAAAUUGUAUGCUUCUUUGAAUCAUUUUGCUUACUGUUUUAUUAUUUAAAUAGACUUACAGGCAGUUUUAUCUGCCCUUGCUUCGAAUUGUUGUUUGUGGGAUUUUAUUUGGCGGUACACCAAAUGAUCAGCUCCUUGUUUAGAAUUGCUAGGCAUUACUAUAUCACUCUUUUCCUUGACGAUUCUUGAAGAGCCUUGACUGCCCUUAUCUGUAUGGGUUCAUUCACAAAUGUCAUAACGCUAAAAUUGGUCGCUUUCAACACCCACCCACCCCUUCGUAACACUGUUUAUAUGGGGAAAAUUUUAUUUUGUUCGAGCUGUAACACCAUGAAGGACACCCACCCACCCCCUCAAGCGUUAUGACAUUUGUGAACAAGCCCUAUCUUCAGGUCUGACUACUGUGCCCAUUUGUACAGUUCCGGUCAUCUCUACGCCCGUUGUAUUCUUGCUAGUGCCGGGAACCUGCUUGGGCUGAUCUACGCAGCUCCUAGGUAACUCCUCAUUAAUAUCGUUGGCUCCUUCAGUUUGAUCGCCUUCAGAGCUCUCUGUUUUUGGAUUCCUCUUUCUUAUGUAGGCCACUCCAAAUUUGUAGUCAAUCGUGAACUUGCAAUCUUCUAGAGACCUCAUGGAAACAG
Aedes albopictus (Asian tiger mosquito) is the source of this 15911-nucleotide messenger RNA. RefSeq lists its product as uncharacterized. The record is from RefSeq and is a predicted model, not a curated record. The transcript has 2 exons. The coding region runs from base 486 to 1613 and encodes 375 amino acids. Lineage: Eukaryota; Metazoa; Arthropoda; Insecta; Diptera; Culicidae.